Messenger RNA from Zychaea mexicana, 7203 nucleotides. RefSeq lists its product as uncharacterized. The record is from RefSeq and is a predicted model, not a curated record. Gene Ontology annotation, biological process: phosphorelay signal transduction system; protein phosphorylation. The transcript has 23 exons. NCBI's taxonomy places the organism in Eukaryota, Fungi, Mucoromycota, Mucoromycetes, Mucorales, Lichtheimiaceae. The coding region runs from base 1 to 7203 and encodes 2400 amino acids. Gene Ontology annotation, molecular function: ATP binding; phosphorelay sensor kinase activity; protein binding.
AUGUCAAAUACAUUAUCAACCAGUUCUGUCACUGGUUCAGCCAGAGCAACCAGUGUGCUACCUGGCACACUUCAUUUAAACGGAUACCAUUUCAAAGCUGGAUCCACGCUUGACUUGUCGCAUGGAGAAAACGUUGAUGUUGUGUACGGGUAUCGCAUCUCGACCCAGGACGCGGUGGUGGCGAAGGUUUCAACCAGUACCUUACGACUCGAACGCGAAUAUUAUGUCAUGAAGAAACUCUAUCACUAUAUUGACGGGUCCUCUUAUCUAGCCCGACCGCUGGAGUUCGUCAGUUUACCUAGCGGCUUGACAGUUGCUGUUUAUGCCGACGAAGGGCACAGCCAGACACAGUUUUUCGAGGACUAUUUUUCACCAAAACCGACGAGUAAUGGGCAAGUCGAUUCUACAGAAAAAGACCAACGUUCCUGGAUACGUCGACAUGACAGUAGCAGCGACAGCAGCAGUAAUAACAAGCCGCAUAAAUUGUAUGACCAAACCUCCAUGGACGGCGACAGUGGCGGGAGUACACCCAUUUACGACUUGUCCACUUUCUUGCGAUUCGCAAUAAAGUGCCUAGACAGUUUAGAGUUUAUACAUCGGCAUAACUAUGUACAUGGUCAAAUUCGACUUCAAAGCUUUCAAUGGAAUGGCUCAGACGAUGGUCCUGUCAAAUUAUGGAAUUUUGGCUCAGGUUCGAAAUCGCUUGAAAGCUAUUUGACGUCGGAAGGGUGGCGCAAGACAGCCAACAAUAAAGAGCUUGUGGGUGCUCUGCACAGCUUGUUGGUGUACAUGAGUCCAGAGCAAACAGGACGAACGACUUAUGCACCCGAUCAUCGAACAGAUAUUUACUCGCUAGGCAUUGCUUUCUUUGUACUACUCACAGGAAAGCAGCCCUUUGACGGAGGGCCUCUGGAUAUUCUGAAUGGAAUUUUGAGUCGCAAAAUCCCCCUUGUGCAUGAACUACAGAUCGACGUUCCUGAAAUUUUGUCGAGAAUCAUAGACAAAAUGACGAGCAAGGCUCCGGACGAUCGAUACAGCAGCGCUCGUGGCGUUCGCACUGAUCUCAAAGAAUGCCUGCACCGUCUUCGAAUGGCAGAUGAAUCAUCAUCAGAGCAGUCAAUUCCUUCUUUUAAAUUAGCACAAAACGAUAUCGCAUCCGUGUUUACUUUACCGAAGCAUGUUUAUGGUCGUCAGGGUAUUAUUUCCCAAAUGCAAUACCUUAUUGAACGAGGCGCCGCCGUAUACAACUCAAGUGCUCAGAGAAAUCGCACGAGAACUAGUGUUAUUGGAGGAACGGAGACUACGAGCAUAUCAGAGCAUAACAUUAUAGAUACAUUUAACGAAAUGUACGAUCUAGAGAGCAGCAGCCAUUGUAGCACGGGAAAUAGUGGUGUCGCUAAUAGUGUUAGUGCCGCAGGAUUUGAUGGAAACGACGCAUCAAGUGUAACCCGUCGAAUGUUUGUCAAUAAUGGCAAACCCGCUUCUACACUUGUAGGUGUAUACGGCCCUGGUGGAAUAGGAAAAUCGACGCUUUUUACCGCUGUGCAGCCAACCGCUCGACUUAACGGCUACAUUGCAACGGUGAAGUUCGAUUCAAGAAAUAAGGUUCCAUACAGCACUAUAUUCAAAGCACUAUCACAAAUCCUGCAACAGAUUUUGACGGAAUCCGAAGAAGUGAUCAAGGCAUUUUACGAACACCUACGGCUUUCGCUCGGCUCACAAUUUUCCAAUAUACACCUUGUCGUUGACUUUAUACCAGAGUUCAAGACAUUGCUGCAAUCGAAUAACAAAGCAGGGACUCUUGGUGGAGGAGCUGCAGCUCAAGUGGACAAUAUUGAAGCACGAGCGAGAUUUCAUAAAAUAUACGUGGAAGUUUUUCGUGCAAUUACUCAUUGGAGCAUGGUGACUUUGUUUCUGGACGAUCUACAUCAAGCAGAUGUGCCUUCACUGGAGUUGAUGGAAGCACUAGUCAUGUCACGCGUCAAGAUUCUCAUCUUCACAUCGUACAGAGAUCAAGAAAUUACAGACAAGCAAUCCGAGUUUUUCGCAAGCAAACUUGCAGAUGUUCACUUAAUCAAAGUCGAAGCCCUAGGGAUGGAUCCGCUCGUCGACUUUAUUUGCGAUACGCUUCACCGACCACGUGAUGUCGAUCGAGAAGCCAUUCUGCCUCUUGCAGAUGUCAUUUUUCGAAAAACGCGUGGCAACGCAUUCUACACAUCCCAGUUAUUACGAACACUCGAGCGAAAAAAACUGAUUUAUUUCGAUUGGGAAAAGAAUCAAUGGCGCUACGACCUUCUACAGAUUGAAGAAGCCACAAUGUUCGAUCAGCAGAACUUUAAUACACAAUUGGAUGUUUCGUUUAUGGUGGCCCGGUUACGUGAACUUCCACCCGCAGGGCAGUCCUUUCUUAAAUGGGCGUCUUACGUGGGCGAUACAUUUUCCUGGGAUACGGUCAAAGUUUUGAUGUUAUCUGAAGAAAAGAAGUACGAACAUGAUAGUAUGGCAAAAAAUGGCGGAAGUUCUGAUCAUGGCAAACGAAUAUGCGACAUAAACAACAACGACAGUGACACGGAGCAAUUUAUUCAAAAUUCAUGCGCCGUAGUACACGAAGGAGACGACGACGACGACGAUAGCAUUGACAACAGCGAUGAUGAAUCUUGCCGCAACAGUAUAGUGACAUCAUCAAACAGACAAAACUCUACUCGAAAAUUGGCUGCAACCUCCACGUGCACCUCUUCUGCUGGCUCAAUUAAUGAUCCUAUCAGUGGUCUGCAAGCUGUUUUGCAAGAAGGAUAUAUUAUGUCUCUUGGUGGCGACGAAUUUAAAUGGAGUCACGAUCGUAUUUCGCAAGCGGCUGCAGAGCUUGCUGAUAUAGGAAGUCGAAGCAAAAUGCAUUUGACAAUUGCGCAACAUCUUUUAGAAGAUGAGGUAGUCGACACGUUUCUCGUCGCCGAUCAUUUACUUAAUUGUCAAGAUAUUCUGUCAUCGAUCGACGACAAGGAACGUUAUCGAAAAGUCAUGAUCAUGGCAGGAGAAAAAGGGCAAGCGGCUGGUGCGCAUAGUAUGGCGUUUGCUUAUUACAGCUGCGCUAUCACCCUAAGCGAUUCCCUAGAAGAAUGGAAUGAUGACAACUAUGAAACGACUCUGCGACUGUAUACGAAUGCGGUUUCAUUAUCAUGGGUUGUAGGUGAAAGCGAGCAAAUGGAAGAUCUAUUGCAAGUUCUAUUUCAGAAGGCCAAAACCCCCAUCGAUCGGAUGCCUGCUUACCGUGUACAAGCCCAAAGUUGUUAUGCCGCGCAGCUUCACGGGAAAGGGUGCGAGACGCUUUAUAAAUGUCUUGAUGAGCUUGGCGACGAGGUAGCACGGAUGGAUACGAGCCAAGAAGCACUUCAACGUGAAUAUGAUCAAGCCGAGCAGAACUUCGAAAGACUGGGGGUCGAGGGUGUCCUGGCUUUGGAGCCAUGCGACGAUGAGAUAAUAAAAGGAUCUGUCGUUGUUAUGGAUGAAGUAAUUGCGUCAUCAUAUUGGGGUGGCAGACAGCGUGAGCUGUUCCACUGGGCAUGUCGCAUUGUCAAUAUAUCUCUAACGCGAGGACCAACGACUGUAACUGGCAACGCGUUUAUAACUGCUUCUUUGGGUUUCUCCCAUCUCUUUAAAAAGUACAAUUUUGCGGAGAAACUCGCAAGUACAGGAUUGCACCUAGCAGACAUACACGGUACCACCCAAGACAAAGGUCGAUCCUAUUGUUUAUAUCCAGCAUUUGCGCUCCAGUGGAAGUAUCAUCAAAAGGAGGCGUAUCGCUAUCUUAGGUCUGCAAUCGACUACUCCCAGUCAUGUGGCGACCGCAUUUACGGCGCAUUUGCUUUGGUUUGGGUUGCGAAAAUUCGGUUUUUCACGGGAGAAAACCUAGCAAUAACUAUCCGAGAGGCCGAGCAAAGUUUCGAAGAAAUACACUCGUGGUCCCCGACAAUCGAUCACAACAGCCUGAUAAUGUGUGUUAUCCGGUUGUGCAAAGCAUUACAAGGGCAAACGUUUAUUGAUACCCCAGAUGUUUUUGAUGGCGACGACGGAUUCAGUGAUUCCCAUUUUCUUGUGGAGAGCUGUAAACAUAGUUCUGACCCGGGCCUGCUAUCAAACUGGUACGAGUCCUUUAAAAUGGUUGCGCUCGUGCUUUACGGUCACUUGGAUGCUGCGAUCGAGACGGGUUAUCGUUGCUUAGAAACAUUAGAAGGUCAUCCUUGUCACAAGCACACACGCAUGAUGUGUCAUUAUAUGUCGUUGGCUUUGAUCGAAAAAUGUCGUCAAGAUCCAGCUCGCCGACAGGAGUAUCUUGACCGAGUCCAUGCGAAUCAAACGUUAUUACAGGAAUGGGUUGUACAAGCACCAAUUAAUUUUGCCAUGUAUCGGACACUCAUCGAAGCGGAACUGGCCAGUAUCGAAGAACCGCUUGAUGUUGUGAAGAUUGGACGUUUGUACGAAGAGGCCCUCGACCACGCAAGAGAGGGCUCAUGGUAUUUGGAUCUCUGCGUUAUCCAUGAAUAUGCCGGCGCAUUCUAUGACAGAAUUGGGUUCCGCAAUGUUGCCUACGGCUUGAUAAAAAAGGCAAUCGAACUAUACACGUGUCAUGGCUCAUAUGGAAAGGCACGGCAACUGAUCGUCAAGUUCGACGCUCUUCUGAAUGACUUUAAUGAUAGCAGAAGGGAGAGUGUUGAGGCAUCCACCCAAACCGAUCCUAUUCCUUUACAGCGAGAGCCUACAUGGAGCACUACUUCGUCAACUCAUCGUGGUGAAGAAGGCGUUAACGCUUUGAUAAACGAGUCUUAUACAUCUGAGUGCAUACCACCCAUAACUGCCGAAACCACGUUGAUGUCGUUGGAUAUUGUCGACAUGGCGUCUAUAUUGAAGAGCUCGCAAGUUUUAAGCUCUGAAGUGAAAUUCGAAGGACUUUUGACCUCCAUGAUGGGCAUUAUUCUUGAUGUUUCGGCGGCAAACGGUGUUGCCAUUAUUCUCAAAGAUGACAAAUAUGGAAUCGGAGCUUACGGGAGUCAGGAGCAACAAACAGUGACCUUUGAUCCACCCAAACCACUCAAGGAUGAGGAUGGCCUAGUCCCAACUCGCGUUAUCAACCACACUAUACACACGGGGAAGAGCAUAUUCAUUCGCGACAUUAAGAACGAUCCAAGAUUUGCCGUUGGACCAUGGUUUGAGCGAAAUCCGGCAAAAUCGGUUAUAUGCAUGCCAAUUAUCCACAAAUGUUCUAUUGUGGGGUGUUUACUGAUCGAAGGCGCCGUUGGUGUGUUUACACAUCGACACGUUACCGUCCUUGGACUAUUAUGUCAGCAGAUGGGCAUUUCUAUUACCAACGCGUUCCUGUUCAAGUCCGUGCAACGUUUUACCAUGGCAAACAUGAGAAUGAUAGAGAUGCAGAAGCAGGCACUUGAAGAAGCUCGUAAAAGUAAAGAAGCGGCUGAUAAGGCAACACGGCUACGUGAGAUUUUCCUGGCAAAUAUGAGCCAUGAAAUUCGGACGCCAUUCUCAGGCUUUUAUGGAAUGAUAUCGCUAUUAGCCGAAACAAAACUUAAUCCAGAACAGCAUGACUUGGUUUACACUGCCAAAGAAUCUUGCGAGAUGCUCUUGCGACUUAUUGAUGAUCUUUUAAACUUUUCUAAACUACAAGCUGGAAAGGUUUCUCUCGAUUACUCGCCUGUCAUAGUCGAUAAUGCGAUAGCAGACGUCGUGGAAAUGCUCGUAGCAAUGGCGAUACAGAAACGAAUCAAUAUCACAUUUACAGUUUCCCCAGAAGUUCCAGCAGUGGUCAUGGCUGAUGCAAACCGCUUGAGGCAAGUUAUCAUCAAUCUUUUGGGAAAUGCGAUUAAAUUUACCCAUCAUGGCGAGAUCCAAAUCCGUUGCACAACAAGGAAGGAUCGACUCAUUUCGCCAGUCGAGGGUGGAAAUGGAGAUAACAUAACGCCGCUUUUGUUUGAAGUCAUUGAUUCUGGAAUUGGUAUAAGCGAAGAACAGCGAAAGGCGUUAUUUGUGCCAUUCUCUCAAGUAGAUGGUAGCACCACGCGCAAGUACGGUGGAACUGGACUUGGAUUAUCGAUCUGUAUGCAGCUAGUCAAGUUAAUGUCUGGUACCAUCGAUGUUAAGAGCACACCAUCCAAAGGGUCGAACUUCCACUUCUCAAUUGAUACAUCAACCGUUCACGAGCAAACAAAAAAGCGGCAAGAGCUGGUGAUCGGACUCCUACGCGAGUUGGGAAACGCCAGUAUUGUGGUUAUCGACAAGCAUACGUCUACCGUAAAGAUGAUACAGGCGCUUUUGCCUGGUAAAACUGUUGACGGAUUAUGCUCUAUUGACGACCUUGUUUCUCACAAAGGGAGUCAAUACACCAUUGUUAUUAUCGGCUUUUUUUUGACGCAUGACCCCGAUUUCGCAAGUUGGUCAAGCCAUAUGCAACCUUUCUUGGAACGUGCGCGAUGCAUUGUCGUCAUGCAUUAUCCUACUUCAGGUGCAAUAGGUGAUAUUAUGGAGAAGAACCAACUAGUAUUAGACCCGCAGCAGGACCAAGGUUCUUCCCUUGCUACUGAGAGCAAGAAUGACCAUAAGUCAUUAGCAACAGCAAAACCACCUUCGACGGCUUCAUCCUCUCUAGCAACCGAAGCAGAGAAAAACGCCUGUCUUUCGAUGCAACAACAGGUCACUGUUCGCGCAACGAUUCCUCUUCGACGGAUUAAUUUUCUUAAAAUCCUGGUGGACGCGCUACAUAAAACGAUGGCUUCACCGGACACUCCUCGACCUGCUUUGGCUACUCGGGCAAGCUCUGAAGUACGAAAAGUCUCUCAGGAGUUUGUCUCCGCCGAAGAGCGUGCUGUCUAUAGCACUCAAAAGAUACUUGCUGCUGAAGACAAUCCUGUAGCACAAAAGUUACUAUACAAACAGCUGACACGUCUUGGUUUCAAGGUUGUUUGUGCAAAUAAUGGAUUGGAAGCAGUUCAGGCAUGGCAAAAUCAUCCUCCUGGAUACUUUACCCUCGCAGUGCUCGAUCACCAUAUGCCACAGUGCGACGGUGUAGAAGCAACAAAAAGAAUUAGAAGAAUUGAGAAAAAAGAGAAUCUUUCGAGGAUGCCGAUCGUUACAUUGACAGCUGACAUUCAGGACAGUGCCAAGGAAAUCUGCAUGAAUGCGGGCUUUGAUCAGUAA